AAACAACAAUAAGCCCAUAGACCAAACAUCCCAACUCAAAUACUACUUUUGUUUGUAUGAAAUAUAUACAUAGUAUUAUAUUGAGAAGCAACGCAGAAAUAACGGCAUAUUCCUCCUCUCCUUUUCUCCCUGCAUCUCUCUCUAAUCUCUCUCCCAUCUCUCUCUCUCAGAAAACAUACACAAAUUAAUCCAGCUAUUCUCGUGACGGAUCCCCCAAUUCAAAAACAAUAACAACAAAUAUAUAUCUAUAUUAUAUCCAAUCUCUCUUUUUCAUCUAUAUCUCUGACCCCCCUAAAUUAAAUCCUCCAUUUACCUAACAUAUCUAGUAUUUACACACACACACACACACAAAUUUUUCAAGAAAAUGGUGGUGAAGAUGAUGAAGUGGCGGCCAUGGCCGCCGCUUCAAUCCAAGAAACUUGAGGUGAAACUGGUGGUGAAGAGGCUAGAUGGGCUGAGCCCAGAUGAAAAAGAUGGACAAAAGAUGGGUGUUGAGAUCAGAUGGAAAGGACCCAAGAUUGGUUUGGGGUCUUUUAGAAGGACUGUCAAAAAGAAUGUUACUAAAGAAGUGGGUUUUGAUCAAAACGGUGUCGUUCUAUGGGAUGAGGAGUUUCUCAGUCUUUGUGCUUUGUCUGGUUACAAAGAUGAUGUCUUUCAUCCUUGGGAGAUCUCUUUUACCGUUCUGAAUGGUUUGAAUCAAAGACUAAAGAACAAGGUUCCUAAUAUUGGAACAGCAUCUUUAAACCUUGCUGACUUUGCUUCUAAAGCUGAAGGGAAAGAAUUUGAAUUAAGUAUCCCUUUGACAGUCUCGGGAACUGCAGCUGAACCUCACCCUUCACUUACUAUAUCACUUGGUAUAUUGGAGCUUAGAGCUGCUCAAGAACCAGCAGAGUCUGUUCAGAGGCCUAUAGUGCGGAGUCCUUCCCCACAGCGACCGAGAGGAAAUUCUUUAUCAGAAAAAGAUGAGCUUUCUGCACUUAAAGCUGGUCUCAGAAAGGUAAAGAUAUUUACUGAGUAUGUCUCAGCAAGAAAAGCUAAGAAAGCUUGCCGUGAGGAGGAUGGUAGUGAAGGUAGGUGCUCAGCCAGGAGUGAGGAGGGUGAUUAUACAUACCCCUUUGAUUCAGAUUCACUUGAUGAAUUUGAGGAAGGAGAAUCGGAUGAGAUUAAGGAGGAUUCUUCUGUCAGAAAAUCGUUUAGUUAUGGCACAUUGGCUUAUGCAAAUUGUGCAGGACAAACAAUUAACUCGAGCACGAGGAGCAAUUUAGAGGAUGAGGGUUGGGUUUACUACAGCAACCGCAAAUCAGACCUUGCUUGCUCAAACAUAGAGGAUUCCACUGCAUCCAUCUCCGAGACUGUUACUCACAAUUCCAAGCGAAGCCUACUUCCUUGGAGGAAGAGAAAGCUCAGUUUCAGAUCUCCCAAAGUCAAAGGCGAACCUCUACUGAAGAAGGAUUAUGGUGAAGAAGGUGGAGAUGACAUUGAUUUUGAUCGUAGGCAACUCAGUUCUGAUGAAUCUCUCUCUCAUGGGAGCAAGACUGAUGAAGACUCAAGCGCUCACCGAUCAUCAGUAUCAGAGUUUGGGGAAGACAAUUUUGCUAUCGGUAGAUGGGAACAGAAGGAAGUAACUAGUCGAGAUGGGCACAUGAAGCUCCAAACACAGGCAUUCUUUGCUUCAAUUGAUCAGAGAAGUGAGCGUGCAGCAGGUGAAAGUGCAUGCACAGCUCUCGUUGCCGUCAUAGCUGAUUGGUUCCAGAACAACCAGAAAUUGAUGCCUAUCAAGUCACAGUUUGAUGCUUUGAUCAGAGAAGGCUCGCUAGAGUGGAGAAACCUCUGUGAAGAUGAAUCACACAGGGACAGGUUUCCUGACAAACACUUUGACUUGGAAACUGUCCUUCAAGCCAAAAUAAGAUCUCUGUUUGUUGUUCCUGAAAAGUCCUUCAUUGGGUUUUUUCAUCCUGAUGAAAUGGAGGAAGGGAGAUUUGACUUUUUACAUGGUGCCAUGUCCUUUGACAACAUGUGGGAUGAGAUUAGCCGUGCAGGAUCAGAAUGUUCAACUCGUGGUGAAUCACUAAUUUAUAUUGUUAGUUGGAAUGACCAUUUUUUUGUCCUCAAGGUUGACCCGGAAGCUUAUUACAUCAUCGAUACAUUAGGGGAGAGGCUCUAUGAGGGAUGCGAUCAGGCUUACAUUUUGAAAUUUGACAGGAACACAACUAUAUGCAAGCUGCCCACUGAUGCUACAAAGCCGGUAGAAGAAAAGCCUACCGACAAGCAGAUAGUUGUUGCGGAAGCGGAACUUAGAAAUCAGCAGGCUAACCAGGUGGAUUGUAAAGAGCAUUCUGUAGAUGGUGCAGUAUAUGAGCCUGAUGUAUUAGUGAAGAGUGACAAUGAAGAGGUGGUGGUUUGUCAAGGAAAGGAUUCUUGCAAGGAGUACAUAAAGAGCUUUUUAGCUGCAAUCCCUAUACGGGAAUUACAAGCAGACAUUAAGAAAGGUUUAAUGGCAUCAACACCCCUUCAUCAGCGCCUACAGAUCGAAAUUCACUAUACGCAAUUACAAGUACCUGCGCCCAAAAGCUCAGAUGAACUAGCCAUGGUUACAACCACAACAAACGGUAGUAGUUCCCCAGUAUCUGAACUUACUAGCAGCAGUUCCCCCGUAUCUGAACUUGCAAUGACUACCACCAGAACCACCGCUGAUAGUUCUCCAGUAUCCGAGUUUACUAGCAGUUCACCCGUACCUGAAGUUGCAAUAGAAGAGGCUGCUGCUUAUUGAACUGCUGUAUAGGGGUAUAUGUGAUUAGUCUAACAUGUUUUUUCCCAUGUAAAUGGGUUCAAAUUCUCCCAUAAUAGUUUUUCUGAGUUUUUUUUUUUUUUUUUUGCCAUGGGUCCUUUCCUUGAUUUUCUAAUGUUGAGCUGCAACCCAAUAAAAUCAGGAACUACUGAAGUAUCUUCUGGUCAGGUAUUUGGUGACAUUGCCCUUAAUUUGUAUCAGUUCUGUUGGAAGGAACAGUCUGUACUCUGUACAUCACCAUCACCGUGUAGUCUCUCACCUUAAUUGAAUAUAUCCUUUAUCUGUCUUAUGCA
This is a messenger RNA of Daucus carota subsp. sativus, 3081 nucleotides long. RefSeq lists its product as uncharacterized. Lineage: Eukaryota; Viridiplantae; Streptophyta; Magnoliopsida; Apiales; Apiaceae. The record is from RefSeq and is a predicted model, not a curated record. Bases 365 to 2770 code for a protein of 801 amino acids. The transcript is spliced from 4 exons.